This is a messenger RNA of Ruditapes philippinarum (Manila clam), 3774 nucleotides long. RefSeq names its product merlin-like. The transcript has 15 exons. Gene Ontology annotation, molecular function: actin binding; cell adhesion molecule binding. Gene Ontology annotation, biological process: regulation of cell shape; positive regulation of protein localization to early endosome; regulation of gliogenesis. Bases 161 to 1978 code for a protein of 605 amino acids. The record is from RefSeq and is a predicted model, not a curated record. Gene Ontology annotation, cellular component: adherens junction; plasma membrane; filopodium. NCBI's taxonomy places the organism in Eukaryota, Metazoa, Mollusca, Bivalvia, Venerida, Veneridae.
UUACAAUUUGCAAACAUUUUAAAGAUAGUGAUGUAAAAAAAAUAAAAAGUUAAAAUAUUUGUUGAAAAUACCUUAAUACGCUAAAAUUUUAAUAUUUCCGAUGAAUAAGUUGUACUAUUUUCGAGUUGAUUUUUAAAGAGCUACCAUUGAAAAGGUAAUCAUGCCGCUGGUAAACAUGAAGAAGGCCAGCAAAGCGGCAGCUAAGUCAUCCGGAAAAAGUUUUUCUGUCCGAGUUCAAACAAUGGAUGCAGAGCUUGAGUUCGCAAAUAUUGAACACAAGGCAUCUGGCAAAGAGCUGUUUGAACUGGUCUGCAAGACAAUUGGUCUAAGAGAAACAUGGUAUUUUGGUCUCCAGUAUAUUGAUUCUAAAGGCUAUAUAGCCUGGCUAAAGUUUGAUAAAAAGGUGCUGGAUCAAGAUGUACCUAAAGAAUCUCCUGUAACAUUUUUGUUUCUUGCCAAGUUUUAUCCGGAGGAUGUUUCUGAAGAGUUGAUUCAAGAGAUUACCCAGCAUUUGUUCUUUCUACAAGUGAAACAGUCCAUUCUCAACAUGGAUAUAUACUGUCCACCUGAAGCUUCUGUCUUACUUGCCUCAUAUGCAGUACAGGCAAAGUAUGGUGAUUAUGAUGAGGGAACAUAUAAACCUGGCAUGUUGGCCAGUGAAGAUCUACUACCUCAAAGAGUUAUAGAUCAGUAUCAGAUGACAUCAGAAAUGUGGGAAGAGAGAAUAAAAACAUGGUAUGCUGAUCAGCGAGGAUUUACAAGGAGUGAAGCACAGAUGGAGUAUCUGAAGAUAGCACAAGAAUUUGAGAUGUAUGGUGUCAACUAUUUUCAAAUCAAAAAUAAGAGGAACACAGAUUUAUGGCUAGGUGUCAAUGCUCUUGGUUUGAACAUAUAUGAGAGAGAUAACAGGUUGUCACCAAAUGUCACCUUUCCCUGGAAUGAAAUAAAAAACAUCUCAUUUAAAGAUAAGAAGUUUGUGAUUAAAGCUAUAGACAAGAAGGCACCUGACUUUGUAUUCUAUGCUCCAAAAAUCAGGCUGAAUAAAUUGAUAUUAGAGUUAUGUGUAGGUAAUCAUGAGUUGUUUAUGAGACGUCGUAGACCUGACUCUAUGGAGAUACAACAGAUGAAAGCACAGGCAAGAGAUGAGAAACUUAGAAAACAGAUAGAGAGAACAAGAUACACAAAGGAGAAACAGAUGAAGGAAGAUGCUUUGAGAGAGAAAGAAGAAUUAGAACGAAGAUUAUCACAGUUACAGGACGAUGUUAGAAUUGUUCAAGAUUCUCUUGGAAGAUCGGAGGAGACAGCUGAGUUGUUAGCAGAGAAGGCAAGAAUUGCUGAGGAGGAGGCAUCUCUUCUCUCACAGAAAGCUAAUGAAGCAGAAAAUGAGAAAAAUAGAAUUAGAUUAUCUGCAAUUAAGACAGAGGAGGAGAAAUUAACAAUGGAAUUAAGAGCCAGAGAUGCUGAAUUCAUAGCAACAAGAUUGUUGGAAGAUUCAGAGCAAAGGGUAAGAGAGGCUGAACAAUUGAGAGAAGAGUUACGACAAGCUAAACUGGAAGAAAGAUUGGCAAAGGAAAAACUCCUUGAAAUUACCAGAGGAUCUAUGGCAUAUCCUGAAAUGUUUUCAAUACCUAACUUGACAUCUGACCUAGCGUCCCAUUUGACGUUGUCACCAGAUUUAGGGCCGAACGAGUCGACUACAGAAGCUAACUGUGAUCUCCUAGCAACAACAGAUAUGGCACAACUCUCUCUAGAAAUAGAGAAAGAAAGAGUGGAAUACACAGAAAAAUCAAAGAAUUUAUCAGAUCAUUUAAGAGAACUAAAGACAGAAAUAGAGGUAUUGAAGAAGGAAGAUACAGAGAAUAUGUUAGACAGACUACAUGAAGAAGGUGUACUGAGAGGGGAAACAAAGUACUCAACUUUACGCCAGGCAUCAUCAACGAGUACUCAGUCUAGAGUGACCCUGUUUGAACAGUUGUGAUAUAACAGUAAAGUACAUUAGUGUGAGCUAGCAGAUACCUUGUUCUUAUUGCCAGUAAUCACUUCAUGUAAUAUUUCAAGGAGGUAUCUUCUGUAAUACAAGUGUGUCUGUCUAUGUGUUGGCAUUAUGUAACUUAUAGUCUGUGAUCAGUAUACAUGUCAUGUUUUAAUAUAACUGCUAUAUACAGUUCCAGUUGAUCCACAUAACCUAGAAUGAUGACCUGUAUAAACGUUUAUAUACUGUAGGCCCUCAUUAUCUGAUAUAUGUAAAUGUAUGAACAGAGGUCUAUUUUACCUAAGAACAAUGUUAUCUUUGUAUAUUGUUUUGAAAGAAACAAAGAUAAAAAUCACAAGUUAAAAAUAAAUAUAUUGCAAUAUAAUAAUGGUGUAUAAACUGAGACAAGGUUUGAGGUCUUGUUUUCUUUUUAUUACAAGACUAGUGUACCUCCUGCUUGCCCACUCAUGUAUUGUAAAUAAAAACACUUCAGCCUUUCCUUCUCUAGUAUACGUCAAUAUCAAUAUAUGACUUUUUACCUAAAACUUGAAUAAAAGUUGAAUACAAAGUAUAAUUAUCUUUAACUUGUGAUUAUCUUGUGGUAAUAUAUCAAAUGUAAACUUUAUAAUUGAUUAAUAUUCUAAUCUAACAAAAAAAUGAAGAAAACUACCACAUUCUUACAGAAUCAUCAUUUAGCCUUAACUUUGCUUUAUGUAUGGUUAUUGUUUUAAGAAAACUUGUCUGAAAUGUUCAUGAAUGUGUUACAUAUAUUGAGAGAAGAGUGUUUUACUAUUACUUCUUGCAAUUUUAUAACUCUGUGUAUAAAUGUGUUAUAUGUGAAACUUUAUAUCACUAUGUCUUCCAUUGCUACUUUUGACUGCCAUAUUUAAUGUAUAUACAUGAAUACACUGUUUUAUAAGUAAUGAACAUUGCUUAAAUGUGCAGGUUAUUUGUCCUUUUUUAGCUUGAUUAUUUUAGAGAACAAAUUUGGCUAUUGCUUUAGGUAUGGUGUUGUUGCUUAACAUUUGUUAUAUUUUUUCAUUUCUUUAUACUUGGUCACAAAAAUUAUUUGCGCAAGACCUUCAAUAGAUCUGACUUAACUUGUCCUUGACACCUUCAAGUGGGUAUUUUUCACCUUUGCUUGGUUUUUGCUAUAACUGGCUAUAACUUUGUUUUUCACAGAUGGAUUGUCUUCAUACUUAGUCUCAACAAGCUUUUGGACAUGACUUUUAAGUAGACCAGACUGAAUUUGACCCUGAUGGUCAAUAUAUUGUUUUGUUGUGUUGUUGUUUUUUUUGCUAUAAUUAGCCAUACAUUUGUAAUAAAUUAAUGAAUUGUUCCCACAAAGGACACACUAACCCUUCAGACAAGAUAGUCAAGAAGAUUGAAUUGAACUUUACAUUGACAUUCAAGGUCAAAUUAUUGAAAUUUGCUUAAAGUAGCCAUAAUUUUGUCAAGUUUUAAUGGAUUUGAUUUAUACUUAGGCAAAACAACACUUCUUAUCAUACCAAAUGUUGCAUAAUUUAAAAAUGACCUUGACCUUUAAUGGCCUUGACCGUGAAGGUCAAAUAUUUGCUGAAAUAGUCUUAAAUUGUUUAUUAAUUUACAGGUUUUAUUCAUACUUAAAUAAAACCACACUUAUGAAGAAACUGUUCUGUUUAAUAAUUCUAAUAUGACCUUGACCUUUAAAUGACCUAGACCAUCAAGGUCAUAUUAAUGAAUUUUGCUUAAAUUGUCAUGAUUUUAUUAUCAAUUUACAGAAGUGUGUUUUUUCUCUAAAAUAUCAAUACUUUUUACAAAAC